UUUGGAUUCAAAUAAUUUCAGUUUUGUUAAUUCAAUUAAAUAAAAUUAAAAAAUGAGUUUUCUAAAACCUAAAGAUAUUAUUGAACAAGGUGAUACAGUUAUUUUAUACUUAAAUGCAAAUCUAAUGCAUGCAAUAGAAGCGAACCCAACAAUAGUAAACAAAAAAGGCGAGACUAUAGAAAAUGUAUUUCAAACGUCGUUCGGUGCUUUAAAAGUACGAAGUAUUAUAGGAACACCGUACGGAAGCAGAAUUGAAUUGUCCAAAGGUGGCUGGGGUAUAGUCCUGCAACCAAAUCCAACACUUUGGACACAAACUUUACCUCAUCGUACACAAAUCGUGUAUUCGCCGGACAUAAGCAUGAUAAUAUUUCAAUUGGAAAUACGCCCAGGUUCUGUGGUAGUAGAAUCUGGCACUGGUUCUGGUUCACUUUCUCAUUUUAUUUUAAAUGCUGUUAAGCCAACUGGACAAUUGCAUACAUUUGACUUUCAUGAAGCAAGAGCAAAUCAGGCUCGUGAUGAAUUUCAAAGACAUGGACUAGGUGGUUUUGUACAUGUCUACCACAGAGAUGUAUGUCAAAAUGGGUUUAGUCAAGAUUUAAAUGGUAUAGCUGAUGCAGUAAUGCUUGAUUUGCCGGCACCGCAACAGGCAGUACCACAUGCUGUUAAAGUACUUAAAACUACUGGAGGCCGUUUUUGUUCAUUUUCACCCUGCAUUGAACAAUCACAACGCUGCUGUGUGGCAUUACAUGAAAAUGGUUUCACAGAUAUUCAAUCAAUGGAGAUAUUACAACAGGAAUACAUAGUAAAAACAAAAUCAAUGAAUGUAAUGGAGUUUGGUUUCCUAAAAGAAGAGAAACCAGAAGUUCCUCCAGGUGAAAAAAUUAAAACACCAAAAGAGACUAGAAAGAUUCUUUCAAGUUCACUACCGCCAACUUUACCUGGUCAUACGGGAUAUUUAACUUUUGCCACUUUACCGCCAGAAUAUGCGCGGUGAACUUACAAAUCUUAUGUUAAUUGAAUAUAACUUAUUUAACGUCUGUAAAGACUAUGAACUUUCUAAUGGUUAUUCUGAUCAUCAUAUAGUCGUCAAUGAAUUACUUUUAUAUAAAAUUAUAUAGACAAAUAAGGUUUUUAUAAGCUUUAUAUACAAAAGAAUA
Teleopsis dalmanni is the source of this 1157-nucleotide messenger RNA. It is a transcript of the gene Trmt61, whose product is annotated as tRNA (adenine(58)-N(1))-methyltransferase catalytic subunit TRMT61A. The transcript is spliced from 3 exons. The record is from RefSeq and is a predicted model, not a curated record. The coding region runs from base 53 to 994 and encodes 313 amino acids. Lineage: Eukaryota; Metazoa; Arthropoda; Insecta; Diptera; Diopsidae. Gene Ontology annotation, cellular component: tRNA (m1A) methyltransferase complex; nucleus. Gene Ontology annotation, biological process: tRNA methylation.